CACUAUAUUAUUAUCUGGGAGUGGAGCUUUGGGAUUCCGAUGCCGACCUCUGAGCAUAAUCCCUUGGCCCGAUCGUUCAACCAGGGAGGAUAGCAGUUCGUCUGAUAAGAAUUAAAUAGUUUGUUUCGCCAUUGUUUGGGGACAAUCAAUCGGGGUUUGUUGAACCGGGAUUGGAAGCGGAACCCACUGGGAGUCGGAUCAUCGGGGGAUGGAGUGGAGUGAAGCCCAAACAAGUGACAAAAACGCACGCGGCUGAUCUUGUAUCUAGUAUAUGGUCUAUAGAACGCUUAUAAGUGAGGCGAUCCCCAAUCGACCCUGCGCUAUUGCCUUCCAGCUCUUGACCAGCCGCCAGCAAUUGCUACUACUGUUCCCGCCGUCAAGUGGGAGUGCGCGCGGAGUGGAGUUUGGCUUGGGGCCGGAGAGCUGUUACCAAAAUAUUACCUAGCCUUAUCAGUAGCCGAAAACGACAGUUAAAAAAUAAACCAAAAAAUAAAGCGAAAUAAACAACGCUGAGAUCGGAGACAGAGCCGAGGGCUAGAUCGUCGUAGAUUCACCCACGAAUCAGUGCUGUUCGGCAACGGAGCGGACUGGGACUCGCAUCUUGCGGGUAUUUCUGGGGGGCGCAAACCCGGCGCGAUCUCAAACCGCCGACGACCAGAGAACGGAGCAACAGGCAGGCAGGCAACUCAACCAAUCGCUCGUCCUCCACAAAAGCAGCUAGGAAAAUUCGUACAACUACAAAAUCGAAUAAAAAUCAACGGUCGAGCUGGAUUUGCAUUAAUUGCCAAGUGAAUGUGUGAAGUGAAUGUGAGUGUUGCUAGCUAGUGCGAGGAGAUCGUGUGAAACAUGAGCAUAUAAUUUGACAAGUCAACGGAAUUGAAUCAUUUAGCCAGCGACCACCACAGAAAUCAGUUGUUAAAGUAACACUUUAAAUAUUAAAUAUAAAAAAUCAAAUAAAAUAAUAUAAAAUAUGGAUCAUCAAAGCCUGAGACAAAUUCUUUGGAUUAUGCUGAUCUUCAGUUGCAGCCUACAAGCCUCUUUUGGUGCCACCAACACCACUGAAGAGAACGAGGACUGUCCUUCCUUGUCCAAUGCAGAGAACCUCCAGCAAACGCAGCUCAUUCAACGCUUAACCCAUGUCUGCCGCUACGAUCGCCUUGAAAGGCCCAUAGAAUACGACCCUGUCACAGCAGCUCGCUUACCCACUGUGGUAAAGACCAGGAUCUACGUUUACUUCCUGCAGAAUCUCAACUCUGAUCUGCUGCAGUUUAAGAUGCAUGCUCUUCUACAGCUGAGUUUCCAGGACAAGCGUCUGGCCUACAAGCUCAUCCAGGCCCAGAGAACCGAUCCCAUUCUGGGCCAGAAACAUCUCAGCGAGCGGCUGUGGCUGCCACACAUUUUCUUUGCCAACGAACGCGACUCCAGCAUUCUGGGUACCGAUGAGAAGGAUGUCCUUACCUCACUGGCCCCCGACGGCAAUGUGAUCAUCUCCACCAGGAUGGAGGCCACUCUAUACUGCUGGAUGGACUUUAAAAAGUUUCCCUUUGAUCAGCAGUUUUGCUACACGGUCCUGGAGAGCUGGAUGUACAACACCUCCGAUUUGGUGCUGGAGUGGGAGAAAAGUAACCCCAUCUCCUUUGACCCAGAAAUGCGACUCACCGAGUACAACAUGGCUCAAUACUGGCACAACGAAACCUUGGUCAUGGCGGAUGACAGGAAUCUGCGGCAUGGAGCUUUUGUGGGCAACUACAGUUCCUUGAGCUUCACGGUGAAUCUGAAGCGUGAGAUUGGCUUUUAUUUGCUGGACUAUUAUCUGCCCUCCAUGAUGAUUGUGGCCAUAUCUUGGGUGUCCUUCUGGCUGCAGGCUGAUGCCUCUCCUCCACGCAUAAUGCUGGGAACCAGCACCAUGUUGUCGUUCAUCACUCUCUCCUCAACGCAGAGCAAAACCCUGCCCAAGGUGAGCUACAUCAAGGUCUCGGAGAUCUGGUUCUUGGGCUGCACCUUCUUCAUCUUCGGCAGCAUGGUGGAGUUUGCCUUUGUGAACACAAUUUGGCGUCGCAAGGAGAACAUUGAGCUGAAGAAGGUCAACAGCAAGUACAUCAUCAAGUCAACGCUCACCCCAAGACCGGCACGAAGACAAAUUGGUGGAAGUCUAAGCAACGAUUCCCGGGCCAGAUCCUGCUCCAGCCUGGACAACAUAGUUUCCAGCACGGAGAGUGUGCGGAAUGGCAAUGGCACUGUGAAUCAGGGUUUCAACAAUUACCUCACAGUGCAUCCCAAUUUACCCAUCAUCAAAACCGAGUGCGCCGACACAGUGUCCAUUUGCAGUGAGCGGACGACGGGCAACGAUCAUAUUGUGGACAUGGACAAGGAUAAAAAGGACACGCCGCCCACUUUCACCACCAUGACGCCGCAGGAGAUUGCCAUGUGGAUUGAUCGACGUUCUAGAUUCCUAUUUCCCGCCAUGUUUCUGGCCUUUAACGCCUUGUAUUGGACCUUUGUCUACGUAUUGUAAACCGAAAACAACGUUUUGUUGUUGCCAUUAUUGUGAAAUCUUGUCCAUUUGUGUAGUCCUUUUAUACGCAAAUAUUUAUUCAAUUUUAAGAUGCAUCAUCUCAUAACUGUACAAAAUGUUAAUCAUUAAAAAAAUAAUAAAAAAACAAAAAAUAAAAGAUA
Drosophila kikkawai is the source of this 2676-nucleotide messenger RNA. It is a transcript of the gene SecCl, whose product is annotated as Secretory chloride channel. Lineage: Eukaryota; Metazoa; Arthropoda; Insecta; Diptera; Drosophilidae. Gene Ontology annotation, cellular component: neuron projection; plasma membrane; synapse. Gene Ontology annotation, biological process: chloride transmembrane transport; signal transduction; nervous system process. The record is from RefSeq and is a predicted model, not a curated record. Gene Ontology annotation, molecular function: excitatory extracellular ligand-gated monoatomic ion channel activity; chloride channel activity; transmitter-gated monoatomic ion channel activity involved in regulation of postsynaptic membrane potential.